AUGGGUCUCGGAAUUCUCGAAGACAACCAACUCGAGCAUGUCCCCGGCACAGCUCCUCUGAAUGAACUCGGCCGAGAGAUUUACAACCCCAGCGGAGUCGACUUAACAAUCCUCAAGCAUGACCCCACAGGGCAGAUUGUCCUCGUUCCUCAGCCAUCGGACUCACCCAACGAUCCUUACAAUUGGCCCAGAUGGAAGAAAGAGAGGUUCACCAUUGCCUUUGCUUUCAGUUGUGGAGCUGUUGGUGCUGUUGGCCCACUCCUGAGCCCCGCAUUCGUUGAACUGGCCGCUGAGUUCAACAUCACUCUAUCAGCAUUCAUCCAAGGUGUUCAAGGCGGUGUCAUCGUUGCAAUCGCCUUCGGCAGCCUGAUUUGUAAUGCUUUGGCGGUGAAAUACGGGAAGCGGCCCGUAUAUCUUAUCACUACGGUUGGCUUGAUGGUCACUUGCUUCUGGUGCGCAGCUGCGAAGAGCUUUGGGUCUUUGGUUGCUGCGAGAGUCAUCCAAGGCUUCUGCAUGGGCCCUCUUGAAGCUUUGAUUCCUGCUUCGAUCGCCGAUGUCUGGGCAAGUUGCUUCGUACAUGAACGCGGAUACAGGUCUGCCAUCUUCAACCUAGGAGUUCUCGGUGGAAUUAAUUUGGCAGCACCAAUCACUGGCGGCAUCAUCCAAGCUAGCAGCUAUAAAGUCGCUUUCUAUGCCAUGGGUGGUGCAUUUGGUCUCGCUCUCAUUAUGAUCUUUUUCUGGAUGCCGGAAACAGCAUAUGUCAGGACAGGUGUGGUGAACCUUGAUACUGGAAGCAAUAAUUUGAUGACUGAACUUACCAUGACCCACAAGAUUGGCGCUUCUCAUCUUGAGAAAGAGGAGAAGGCUGCCUCUGGUCAACCUACUCAGCCUCCCACGCCUCCUGCCUCAGACGAAGAGCCUCACUCCUUUGCCAAAGAGAUGCUCCCAUAUAGCGGAUAUGUCAACCACGUCUCAUUCCUCAACACUGUGUUCCGUCCUUUUGUCAUGCUGGCAUCUCCGGCAGUGCUGUGGGCAACUCUCCUCUUUACAACGUGCAUCUCAUGGCUCGUCGGGAUCUCCAUCACACUUUCGCAGAUCUUCUCAGCCCCACCAUACAACUUCUCAGUCACAGCAGUCGGGCUGACAAACCUCUCGUCUUUCGUUGCAUCUCUUCUUGGAACUGCAAUUUCUGGACCCUUGAUCGAUGGUGUAGUGCGACGGAUGUCACUUCGAAACGGAGGAACAUUCGAACCCGAAUUCCGCCUCCCAAUCAUGGUUACCUACCUUCUCUUCACCGCAACCGGCUUCUUCGCCUGGGGUCAAGCAUCCUACGCGCUCGACCCUUGGGAAGUUCCCGUCAUCGUUGGUCUCGGCUUUGUUAAUUUUGGGGUACAGCUCGGCACCACAGGUAUUGUAUCAUAUGUUGUAGACUGCCAUCGUGAAAAAGCAGGCGAGGCAUUCGCUGUCAUGAACUUCAUCAAGAAUCUCUUUGCUUUCGGGCUCGUAAAUUACUUGAACAACUGGCUUGCUACUCAAGGGACGAGGAAUGUGUUCUUUACGAUCGGUGGAAUCACGAUCGGCGUUAGCUUGUUCACUAUACCGAUGUAUAUUUAUGGCAAGAGGGCGAGGAGCUGGGUUUAUCGUCAUGGCAUUGCGGGGAAGGAUUGAAUAGGGGUUCGGCUGCUCCGGCGGUCAGGCGAGCUUCAGGCAAAGGAAAGUAAGGUGG
Molecule: messenger RNA, 1726 nt
Organism: Hyaloscypha bicolor E
Lineage: Eukaryota; Fungi; Ascomycota; Leotiomycetes; Helotiales; Hyaloscyphaceae
Product: MFS general substrate transporter
Exons: 6
Coding region: 1-1668 (555 amino acids)
Biological process (GO): transmembrane transport
Molecular function (GO): transmembrane transporter activity
Source: RefSeq, a predicted model, not a curated record